AUGACCCCCAAGCGAAAGCGCGCCGCCGCCGUGAAGGAAGUCGGUCACAGACUCGGCGGGUCCCCGACCGCGGUCGGCGUCGGCGGCGUCGUCCCGGUCGCCGCCGCCGCCGCCGCCGCCGCCGCGUCGCCUUCGCCCGUCGCCGUCAAGAAACCGAAGAAGACGGGGACGUUUAAGGGGAAGAAGAACACGUUGGGGUCGAGCGGCGUCGGCGUCGGCGUCGGCGUCGGCGUCGGCGUCGAGGCUCUCGACGCGCGCGUCAGACGACGCACGGGCGACCUCGCGGCGAGAGAGGCGAUCUCCACCGCGGCGAUGCUUCGAGACCCAGGCGGCGGCGAAGGCGAAGGCGGCGGGGCCGCGAACGCCGCCGCGACCGCGAUGGCCGCGGACCUGAUGCGUGCGGCGGAAGCCGGGUCGCUCUCCGCGUCCGACCCGACGAUCGGCUCGCUGCAGCGCGCGAUGCGAGCCGUCGUGAGCGAGCGUCGCGCGGAGGCGGAAGGAAACGCGAAAGUCUCCGCCGCGCUGACCGGCGGCGCGACGUUUCAGACGAUGCCGGACGGCCGCCUGUUGGUCCGCUACGCCGCGACGGACGCGGGGGGCAGACGCCGCGAGAUGUCGGAGAUUAUCCAGGACCUCCCCGCGGCGUUUUUACCCGUCGUCCUUCGCGUCGUCGCCGCGGACGAGAGCGCCGAGGCGCGCGCGAACCUCGCGCCCGCGGCGAUGGCGGUCGCGUCACCGCGCGUGUUCUGGGCGAUCGUGCGGCACGCGGGCGUCGGCGGCGGCGACGGCGGGAGAUCGUUCGAAGACGCGUGCGAGAGGAUCGCGCCGGGCGCGGCGGACUGGGCGACGGCGGGUCUUCGCAGCCGGAAGCGGCCGGAGCGGUACAGCGAGUACGUCUCGCACUGA
Molecule: messenger RNA, 906 nt
Organism: Micromonas pusilla CCMP1545
Lineage: Eukaryota; Viridiplantae; Chlorophyta; Mamiellophyceae; Mamiellales; Mamiellaceae
Exons: 1
Coding region: 1-906 (301 amino acids)
Source: RefSeq, a predicted model, not a curated record